AUUUGUCCUGGUGAGAACAACGUUUUAGUUUUCAUGGCUCGUCUUUAGCAUGAUGUCAUAAAGUAAAUGACAAAAGAAAAAAAAAUAAAACAAAAGGAUAACAAAGUGUUAAUGAAAUUUCUCCGAAAAAAGCCUCAACUUCCUACUACAGUAUGGUGCUGUCAUAGAAGAAGUUUUUUUUUUCUUUGAAUAAAUCAAAACAAACGGUUCGGUUCUUGGAAAAUGUUAAUGUCGCCUAAGAAUUGUGACAAAUUCGUUUUUCAUAACGGCCAAUUAUUGGAGAGGACAGUAUUACGUGUCAUAUAUAAGAGAAAAUCAGCAAGAUGUCCGAGUACUGGCUUAUUUCAGCCCCUGGCGAUAAAACUUGCCAGCAAACUUUCGAUACCAUGAACAAUCUCACCAGCAAACAAAACAAUUUGUGUAACAACUUCAAGUUCCACAUUCCCGAUCUGAAGGUUGGUACUCUCGAUCAAUUGGUGGGUCUUUCCGAUGAUUUGGGUAAAUUGGAUACUUAUGUUGAACAAAUUACCCGUAAAGUUGCUGCCUAUUUGGGUGAAGUGCUGGAAGAUCAACGCGAUAAAUUGCAUGAGAAUUUACUCGCCAACAACAGUCCCGGACCGCCUGAUGAUUGCUGCACAACAACUACGCAUGCCACAACCACCCCUAGCACGACCAUACAUUCAGAUUUAACGGGUAAAUCAUCAAAUCUAUCGAAUAGCCAUGACACAACAACUACCACCACUACAACUACUUCUUGCUCAGUUUGUCCAUCGGGAAGUUGCAUGAAUUUUUCUUCCAACGAAGAGAGUGAUCGUGAUUUUGAUAUAUUAUCGACGGCCUCGCCGCCAACGUGUCCCUGUGAUUUUGCUGGCGAUGAUAUGGCAAGCAUGGGUGCCACAAGUCCCACUACCGUGGCCAAUGAUAAUUGCACACUAUCUUCGGGUAACUCGGUAAUGAAUCUAAGAACAAUUAAUCCAUUUCAACCGCCAACCACACGUCAACGUCAUUUUGGUCUGACAUCACCGCUGAGAAAAGAAAGCGGUACCUCCGCCUCAUCAUCGUUUAAUAUAUCCACAGCCAUUACCGCAGCAAAUACAUGUGCCACUGGUCCAGUCACAACGGCAAAUAGUUUAUAUUUCUGUUCAAGUUCGGCGCCCACAGGUGGAGCUGGUGGUCUAACGGCUCGUUCACUAUUCAAUAAGUUGACAUCCAGUCAUCACAACAACAAUACAUGUAGCAUAAAUAACAAUUCCACCUCCACAACGACCACAACAUUAUGUAGUCUAACCAAUCAAAAGACGACGCCAUCAACACCAACACAUCACAAUAAUUCUUCAGGUUCUUCUACGUCUCGUGGUUUUGCUGGAUUUUUUUGUGGCAAUCAUAGUCGCAGUACUUCGAAAAUGGAUGUCAAUGAAAGUCAUCAAUAUCAUCAGCAGCAACAACACCAACAGCAUCAUAACCUAAAUAAACAGCAGGAACAUCAACAGCAGUCACACAGUCAUAAUAAUCACAGCCAUCACCAGCAGCAACAUCACUCCCACAGCCACCAACACCAUCAUCAUGAUCCACAGGACCAGCAUUAUGGUGGUCUUGCCGAUAACAAUCAGCAUAAACAUUUGAAAAGUAGUGAUAGUUUGUCGGAUGAUGUUAGUGAUACAUUUGAAUGGUGGUUUCAAAGACACAAAAGAAAUUCAACAAAAAAGAGCAGUCACUUAUCAACGAGUCAAUUAAAUUUAAACAUUGGAUUUAAUUUAACAUCAACUCAUAGAUCGUCGCCAGUGAGUAGUUGUUGUGGCAGUAGUAGCCAUGGUCGUUCCAGUCCGGAUAUUGAUAUGGGCGAACCGCCAGCGAUGCCCUUGAGUCCAGCCGAUUUACCCAAUUACAUUACACGCUUCCAAUGGGAUAUGGCCAAGUAUCCAAUUAAGCAAUCUUUGCGUAACAUUGCCGAUAUCAUUUCCAAACAAGUUGGUCAAAUCGAUGCUGAUUUGAAGACAAAAUCGAAUGCCUAUAACAAUUUGAAGGGCAGUUUGCAGAAUUUGGAAAAGAAACAAACUGGCAGUUUGUUAACCCGUAACUUGGCCGAUUUGGUUAAAAAGGAACAUUUCAUUUUGGAUUCCGAGUACUUAACCACUCUCUUGGUCAUUGUACCAAAAAUGCUGGCCAACGAUUGGAUGGCCAACUAUGAAAAGAUCACCGACAUGAUUGUGCCACGCUCAUCGACGUUGAUUACCCAAGACAAUGAUUACUGCCUCUACAAUGUCACCCUAUUCAAGAAGGUUGUUGAGGAAUUCAAAUUGCAUGCCCGCGAAAAGAAAUUCAUUGUACGCGAUUUCGUUUACAACGAAGAAGAAUUGGCCGCCGGCAAAAACGAAAGAACCAAAUUGAUUACCGACAAAAAGAAGCAAUUUGGCCCCCUGGUCAGAUGGUUGAAGGUGAACUUCAGUGAGGCAUUCUGUGCUUUGAUCCAUGUCAAGGCAUUGCGUGUCUUUGUUGAAUCUGUUUUAAGAUACGGUUUGCCUGUUAAUUUCCAAGCCAUUCUCAUUGAACCCAACAAGAAGAGCAUAAAGCGUCUACGUGACUGCUUGAACCAAUUGUAUGGUCAUUUGGAUGGUGCUUCAGCUGGUGGACAAUUGUCGGGCAGUGGUGCUGAUAAUGUUGAUAUUCCCGGCUUGGGUUUCGGUCAGGCGGAAUACUUCCCCUAUGUAUUCUAUAAAAUCAACAUCGAUAUGGUAGAAGCUGCUAAAAUGUAAAACCUGAUAUGUUGUUUUCCAUGGAACAGAGAAGCAAACAUAUAUGUCUGUAUGUGUGGGCAAAGGCAACAACAGCAAAAAAGAUAAUUUUCAUAAAUAAUUAGCUUAAUUUAAACAAUAAAAAAAGUCGUGUAUAAUUGUAAUUUCAAGAAACAAAACAAACAAACAAACAAAAAAAGAAACCUAAGUAAAACUUAAUACUAUUAUUUUAAAAUACUAUGUAUGUAUUGUACAAAACAAAGAACUAUUAUUCAAACUGGCAAAGAAACAAAAGCAGUGAUACAACCAAACCCUACAGAACAACUGAUAUGGAAAUUACACCCAAAAGAAAAGCUGGCGGCGGCUUGUGAUUAUUUCCAUUGAAAAAAAAAACUCCUCUUGUUUCCUUGUUUUGUUACAUCGAUAAUUUCCUCUUUUUCUAUUAAAUAUUAAGUUCAUAUUUUUUUUGUCCAUAUUUGUUAUUACAUAUUUAAAAGAAAAUAUAAGAUUCCCCCUACAGCCACACAAAAAAUAAGUGCUAGAAGGUAGAACUUUUUUUUGGCUGUAAUGUUUUUUUUUUUUUUUCGUUUUGAUUGUUAACAGUAUUCUGUGUAUAACUAUGUUAAACAAAAUAAUAAUAAAUCUAUUAAAAAAAAAGAUUUUAAGAAAAUAAUUUUAAACAAAAAAAAUAACACGUUUUCUGUUUUUAUUUUAAAUAAUUUUACCAAAUAUUUCAUCAUUUGUUUUUCUUUCUUUCAAGCACAAAAUUCCUGGUUAUAAAAUAUUAAUAAUAAAAAAUAGCAUCUUUACUCUAAUUGUUGUUGUUUUAGCUAUUAUUAAUACUAUUUACAAUAUAAUCAACAAUGGAACAAUAAUGUCUAAAUUAAACAAAACAUGUUGAUACUUACGAAUAUGCUAUACAUAUAUUUAUAUACAAAAUUAAAUAAAAAAAACAAACAAAAACAACCAGCAUAAACUACAUAUAUAAUCAUGUUAGAACUAUUUCAAUUUAUGUGUAAAAAAACCAAAAGCAAAAAAACACAACUAAUUGUUUACAUAAUUGCUAGCAACAAACAAAACAACAACCUGAUAUGUUUUAUAAUACCAUCUUUAAAACAUCCAAUAUUCAAAUUCAAAUGAUACAAGAAACUAACAAUGCCAUCCUUGUAAAUAAUUAUAUUGAAAAGAAAAGAUGAAGAUGAAGAAGAAGAAAACUGAAAAUGAAAACAAGAAAAAGACAUUCCAAAA
Molecule: messenger RNA, 3980 nt
Organism: Musca domestica (house fly)
Lineage: Eukaryota; Metazoa; Arthropoda; Insecta; Diptera; Muscidae
Gene: Vha44
Product: V-type proton ATPase subunit C
Exons: 11
Coding region: 324-2753 (809 amino acids)
Biological process (GO): proton transmembrane transport
Cellular component (GO): lysosomal membrane; vacuolar proton-transporting V-type ATPase, V1 domain
Molecular function (GO): proton-transporting ATPase activity, rotational mechanism
Source: RefSeq, a predicted model, not a curated record